Messenger RNA from Coffea eugenioides, 10269 nucleotides. RefSeq lists its product as uncharacterized. The transcript has 36 exons. Gene Ontology annotation, biological process: protein targeting to vacuole; protein retention in Golgi apparatus. Bases 189 to 9776 code for a protein of 3195 amino acids. Gene Ontology annotation, cellular component: extrinsic component of membrane. The record is from RefSeq and is a predicted model, not a curated record. Lineage: Eukaryota; Viridiplantae; Streptophyta; Magnoliopsida; Gentianales; Rubiaceae.
UUGCUUCACUAUGCUCGAAACCCCGCGAAACGUCCCUUCCAUCUUUCAAGUUUCAUCCUCCUCUCCCUGUCUUCCUUACCAUCCUAAAUAACUCCAAUUAUCAAUUUCACCAAAAUUCCACUCUUGUUCAAGCUCUCGCCCAUUGAGGUAUUCUAACAAUGUCAUGAAACCAAAAGAAAUUCAGGAUAAUGGUUUUUAACGACUUCAUUCGACGGAGACUCGCUUCUCUACUGCAGCCGUGGUUGAGUGACGAACCGGACCUCGGCCUUAAGCUAGGGUUUCUCCGUUCCACCGGUACGGUGAAGAAUCUCAACUUUAACACCUCAGUUCUCAAUCAAUUACUCGACGAGUCCACUUGCUACCGUUUCAAGGAAGUUGCCGUCGAUGAAUUAAGCCUUGGAGUUUCCUACUGGUCUUUCCCUGCCUUCAUCCUCCGAGUCCGUGGCCUCCGCAUAACUCUAUCAGUAGGGGAAGAGGAGGAGGAAGGAGGAAACGAGAGAAGGAGAAAGAAGCCGAGAGAUACAUCAGUGGAGGAUAAGAAGAAAGUUCUUGCUGAGAUUGAUCCCGUGGGCAGUGCUUUGCAUGAUGCCAUUGCACAGAUUUCCCAGAUUAUUGUCGGAAGUCGGAAAGAUAAUCUAUUGACUGCCUUCCUUAGACAUUGUCAGUUGCAGAUAAAUGAAAUUCAUCUUCUCCUGUUGCCUCCUAGUUGUUAUGAUCCAGUAUCAUGCUUGUUGAAGAUAAAGGAGGUUGGUGCACAGUCUAAAUGUAAUAGACAGACAUGUUUUUUUGGAGGGCUCAUUAGUUCACUUUUUAUCGCUUCUAGAAAGUGUUCUUUUGGCCUUGACCUUAGAGAUGUUGAGCUUGGUCUACAGAGUGAAAGUAGUAUCAGCUGUGUUAUUUCUCCGACGGAUAUGUUUAUUUCUUUUAAGCUAAAAGAUCUUCAGAUCACAGAUUCUGCUCUCUGUCUUCCAGCGUUAAAAUUUUCCUUUUCUCCAGCAGAUAUUUAUGUUAUAUCAUUAUUCUCUUCAUUAUCAUGCAAAGAGCCCCACUAUGUUAGAACUGGUAGGCAACUAUGGAGAAUAGCAGCGAGCAGAAUUAGCUCUCUGAUUCCUAUCCCUAAGCUUUCUUGGUAUAGAGUUGUUAACUUUGUAAAACUCUGGUUGUACUAUUUACGCAUUUAUGAGGACAUGCUUUUACUGAUUGGAUAUCCUGUCGGUGAUAUAGUAAAAAAAUCUUCUACUAUGAUGUUGUCUGAUAAAACAUAUUCAAGAUCUGUUAAGAACCAUUGGGAUGUAAUUUCUGAAUGCGAGGAGAAGCUGCCUGCAGAGGUGAUUGCACAAGCACGACAUAUAAGCCGAUACAGAGCAUCGGAAAGUUCUCAAAUGGUGAAGCAAAAAUGUGAUAAGCCACAAGUCAAGAGACUUUUGUGGAAGAUUUAUCAACUUCUAGCCCUUAUCUGGGCUAUCACUUCCCAUGUCUUACACUCAGUUGGACGAUUGCUCUACAUACUGAGAGUUCUUAGCCAUUUGGCUAAUCAGCCAGAAUCUGAUCAACGUUCCAAGAGUGUUCCUGAUGAUUCUUUUCCAAAAACUUGCUUCAGUCUAAAUGUUGGGAAAUUCUCCAUUUCAGUCUCUCCUGAAAAGAAUGUUCUGUCUUCCGUCAGUGGGUUACCACUCUCAGCCCUUAGAUUCUCCUUUGAUGAUUUAAGUUCAUUUCUCAUUUCUUCUGAUGCUAUCAUCUUGACAUACCUUAAGAAUAUUUCUGACCAGCACUUGAUGUUUGCUUGUGGAUGUGUAAAGGUUGUUGCUGAAUCUCUUAAGGAAGAUCAGUCAGGUCAUAGUAGUACUAGGUUGACAGAACAUCGAAAUAACAAGAUUAUUGAGCCACAGGAACUUUUAUGGUGUGAACCUGUACAAAGCAUUGAGAUGAUUAAUAAUCAUGCUGAUGAUACUGAAGGAGCUUCUAUCCCACUUCUAGAAUUUCUUGUGAGAAAAUUGUGGUUGAAUUGGAAAAUUGCUUGCUCUAGCUUUGAAGGUGAUGAGUGUAAAAUUCCAGAAGCUCCAUGCUUUCUUUUUGAGAAUAACUGUUCUUUGAUUGAUCAAAGUGCCAAGAAUCCUACGUAUGGGAGUUGUGAAGUGUUGAUGGUGGUUGGAAGAUCAAACUUUGUAUUGAAAACCUCAUCAUUUUUGUCAUCAGCUGUGAUCUAUCUACAGAUUCAGCAGGCUCUUAGGAGGAUGAGUUGCAGAAAUGGGACAGAUGGCGAUCUACAUCUUAAAGCAACCUGCGAGCAUUUACCUGUGGUUGAUUUAAGUCCUAGAUACAAGUCUGUUUUGUGCCAAAUUGAAACAGCAAUGGUUAAACUGGUUCCACAAAAAAAAUUUCAAGUUGGUAUGAUGAUUGCUGGGCCCAGAAUUAGGCUUUCAUUUGAAACACAGGGGUUUCUUGGUGAAAAUGCAGAUUUAUAUUCUAUAAGCAAGAAAGAUGAAUUAACACUUGUAUUUGAUGUUGACGACAUUAAACUUGUGGUUUCACCAAAUCUUGCAUCUAAUUCUACGGUAUCAACUGGGUUGACAGUCAUUUUUGAUGGGGCACCCAGUGGUCUUAAAUUAGAGGAGCCUCUAAACAUUGACAUUCCUAAUUCAACUAAUCAAAUUUAUUGCUGUCAAGAGCGUGUUUCACAUAGUGCUUAUUUGAAAGUCAAUGGAUUGAAAGCUUACUUUGGUGAAUUAUGUAAUAAUCGACUCCAACAAAUUGUCACAUUGAGUUCAACAGCUGUUCAGGCGUCCUCAUCAAGGAAGGAAUCUUGUUCACUUGGUUCAACAAUUGUUGCUCUCUCUACGGCUUUGCAUUGGAUAGCUCCUGGGAUCACUGCUGUAGUGUUUCUGGAUGAGUUAUCUGUUUUGGUUAAGGUAGUUUCCAGUUUAUAUUAUGAUGUGUCACAUGCAUUAACCUUCUUUGGUUCAAGUCAUCACAGAAGUUGUCAAGAACUACUAAGGCCACAGGUUGCAUGUGCCUCUGAUGAAAAUGAGGAGACUUUAGUGAAUAGAAAAGAUCAGAUUCCUUCUGCUUGUAUGGAUACCAUCUUUGGUUUUAGAAGCAUUUGUGAACUGGAGUUCAUGGAUGUAGUUGUAUAUAAUUCCAGGAAGAGCCAUAACACCGAGGACCACAUUAUAGAAUCUGAUGAAAUAACGAGAAGAAUGCUGACUAUGGCCUCCGCACUUGAUUGUGGUAUCCACAUAUCUAUUCAGCUGACAUGUGGAAAAUUUUCUUUUGAAGAUGGGAUUCCAGAACUUGUUAUUGACUUGUCUGGAUUUCAAUGUACUAUAGUCAGAUAUCCCACACAGAUUGCAGAGUGCUCUGAUCUAUCUGAAGUCAGAAAUCUCCUGCUUUCUGUACAAUGCCUGUCUGAAGCAUCAUUGUCUCAUUGCAAAUUGGCUUUAUGUUUGAGAACUUCAGAGAAAUCUUUAUCUGCAGCUCGUCAGAGAUAUGGACUUGAAGCUUCUACUUCAUACGUGUUGGAGAAUCCCAUUAUGGAAAUGAAUACUAAAAGAUCCAGAGAUCAUUCUUAUCAUUGGUUAUCUGCAAAUGUUUCCCUUGGUGAAAUCAAUUUGGCUGAUUGUGCAGUAAAGAAUAUGCUACUCAAGACACACAAAUCCGAUAAACUCAAUGCAUCUUUCUCUGUUGGGGAUCAAUUUCAGACAAUCUGGUGCCAGUCUAAGGGGGGAUCUACUUUCCUUCAAAUGGAAGCAGCAUUGAUGUUUGUUCAUUGCUUGACUCUAUAUUGUCAUCUGAUAGGAGAAAUUUGGCAUUAUGUGCCAUCUCCUGACAGAGUCAUUGCUGCUCAAUAUGGCGAGCCUAUGGUGGCCUCUGAUGAUAAGCCUGCACAAGAUUCUCAGCAACUUCAGAAAACCAAGUGGGACAAAUUGGAAGCAUUCAGCAUUAGUAUAUCAGAUUUUACUCUCGCACUUCUCGCUAGAGAUGAAUUUGGGAGAUUCCAGGAACUUCUAUUUGAAACUAAUGUCAAUUUGAGUGCUGAAGGGCCAAAAACACUAAAUAAAGUUUCUUUUGAGAUUUCCAAGUUUUCCAUCCUUUCUCAGUUCCUUCAUGAAGCUGCAGAACACCAAGCUACGGAAAUUCAAGUUCCUCAUUUUUCUGCUGUUGCAUGUGAUGAUAUUUCAUCAUCCAUUAUGCUUGGAGAUCCUUCAGUUAUCGAAGAGCAUGAGAAUACAGGACAAUCUGUCACUCAUGAUUCAAGUUUCAUGAGUACUUCUGCUUUUCAACAUGAACCUUAUGCUGAUACUUUGCCAGAUUUAUGUGAUAAUACAGGAUCCAAAAAUUUGCAUUCAAGUCCUCAAAGCUACAUACUGAAAGAGUUAUGUGCAGUCAUUGCAGUUGAGUGGCCUGUCAAAAGAGAUGGGACUGGUCCGCUGGACAUAAAUCAGCUUUGGGUUGGCAAGGGUUCUAUUUCAGGUUUUGAUAUGGUCCUCUCUCUAAGUCAGUUACGGAUGAUACUCUCUGUUGUUGAAUCUUUGUCUGGAGUUUAUAGUGAAGAGAAAAGUAGUAAUUCGACACAAAAACGUUGGUCCCUGAAACAAGAAUCUGAAGGAAGUUUCCGAGAAAAAAUUCCUGAUGGAUCAAUAGUCGCAAUUGAGGAUGUCUAUCAACACACAUUUAUUGCGGUUGAGGAUGCAGAAAGUGGAUACAACUUAGUUGGAACAAUUCAUUAUUCGCUUGUGGGAGAGAGGGCUCUUUUCAGGGUGAAGCAUCAGAAUCCUGGGAGAUGGAAGCCACGAGCUCAAUCAUUUUCCUUGAUUUCAUUGUAUGCUAAAAAUGCCUCUGGGGAGCCAUUGAGAUUGAACGGUCGGCCAAGAUCUGAUUUUGUUGAUGUUUCGGGGACUACUGAUAGUUCAUGGGCCCUUUGGACUAUGCUUCCUUAUGGAUCUCAGUCUGAUGAUGGCAAUUUUGAGUGGGAACAUUACAGCAUUCCUGCUAAAAACACAUUUUACCUUGUGAACAAUAAGAAUAAUCGAUCAGUAGCUUUCAUUGAUGGAGUUCUUGAAUUUGUCAGCAAGCCUGGGAAUCCCUUUAAGUGCAAAGUGUUUUCGGACUUGCUUCCAUUUGGUAAUAAUCUGUUCCAGGAAAACUGUUCAGUGGGUGUGCCUGGUACUGUUCUUGAAUAUGGUUCAAAAAUAAAUGAUGACAGAGAGUUGAAGAGUGCUGGAAAGUUGCAGGAGAUUACAAUUGUAAUAGACAAGGCUACAUUGACAGUAGUUCAUGAACUCUCAGAUACAAUGGAAAAGUUUCCACUCCUCCAAGGAUCUUUAAGUCCCACUGAAAUCAUUGUACAGAUGUCAAACACCAAAGUUAGGUUUAUGAGCAGCCUAGAGAUUAUGCUGCAUCACUUUGAUGCCCAGAGAAACAUAUGGAGAGAACUAGUGAAUCCACUUGAAAUUUGCCUCUUCUUCCGUUAUCGGUUUCUAAUUCAGGGUUCAGAAAAUGUUUUGUCUGGGGUGCCUGGUCAUUUGUAUAUCAGAAUUAAAGAAUUAAAUAUAUCAAUAAGUGAGCUUUCACUGGACGUCCUUCUGUUUGUCAUUGGAAAUCUAAAGCUGGCUGGUCCUUUUGCUGUAAGAAGUUCCAUGAUUUUAGCCAAUUGCUGCAAGGUUGAGAACAAGUCGGGCUUGACCCUUCUAUGUCAGUUCUUUGAUAACCAGAAUGUUUUAGUAGCUGGAAGACAAUCCAGCACCGUUUUUCUUAGGCACUUAGCUUUAGCAAAUCGACCUCCUGAGGCAUCUUUCUUCUCAAUCCAGCUUGCAGACAAAGGAACCUUUGCUACUUCUUUGAUGCAUCUUUCACUUUCAGAAGCUAGGGCUUUUGCUUGGAGAACACGCAUAGUGUCAUCUCAUGAAUCAAAGACUUCUCCAGGUCCAUUUAUCGUUGUUGAAGUUUCACAAACGACUGAGGAUGGUUUGUCAAUCAUCGUUUCUCCUUUAUUGAGGAUACACAAUGAAACUGAUUUCUCAAUGGAGCUCCGUUUUCGACGACCAAAAGAAGAGGAAAAUGAGUUUGUUUCUUUAAUUCUAGAUGCUGGGGAUUCUGUUGAUGAUUCUAUGGCUACUUUCAGUGGAGUUAGUUUGUCAGGUGGUGCGAAGAAGGCAUUGAUGUCCUUAACUGUUGGAAAUUUUUUAUUCUCUUUUAGACCUCAAGUAACAGAUGACUUGCUGAAUUUCAAGUUAUCUUCAGUGGAGUGGUCUAAUGAUCUUAGCGGUGGGAAGCCUGUGCCUUUGUCUGGGCUAUUUGAGAAAUUAAGUUACCAAGUCCGGACAGCAUUUGCUGUCGAAUCAGUGAAAAGUACUUUAGGAACCGCACGUUGUGCUUUUAGAUCAGAGGGUGGACGUGUUGCUAAUAUCUAUUUUUUGAUCCAAAGCGUUGCAAGAGAUGUACCCAUUAUCCAGCCUGACAAUUUAGGAUAUGCUCCAGGCAAUAGGAAUGUGCCUAUUGCUUUGCAAGAGCAGAAGGAAAUCUUUCUCCUUCCUACUGUUCAUGUCUCUAAUUUGUUAGAGACAGAGAUACACGUACAUCUGACUGAUGCAGACAUACGGGCGAAGGUCAAUUAUGACAACAUAUGCUCUCAGGCUACUAUACCAUGUGGAUCAGCUGUAAAUUUAUAUGCCAACCCUGCUAAUAUAUUCUUUACUGUUACUUUGACUUCAUUCGGUUCAAGCUGCAAACCAGUCAAUGGUAACAGGUGGGUUAAAAAGUUACGAAAGUCUAACACUAAUGCCCAUCAAUUGGACGUUGAGUUGGAUUUUGGUGGUGGAAAAUAUUUUGCAUUCUUAAGAUUGUCUCGGGGGCAAAGAGGCAUAUUGGAGGCUGCUGUCUACACUUCAUAUACAUUAGGAAAUGAUACCCAAUUUUCCCUGUAUUGCUUUGCAGGCAACCUUAAGCCUCUGACUAGAGAUGAAGUUAAACAACUUGGCUCAGGAUUUCCUCCAGAGCUAGGAGCAUAUUUGCCCCCAAACUCGAGAAGAUCAUGGUUUAUGAAACACCACAAGCUGCGAAUUAAAUUGGACAACGAGCAAGCAUCAGAAGCGUUUCUGAACUUGGAUGCUUUGUCAGGCCUUACAGAGAUAGACCUGGAAGUUGAAGAAAAUUCUGGAAUUAAAAAUGUUACAAGAUUGGGGAUCUCUUUAAACCCAUCUUUGAAUAAAAUAGUCCCGUCACAGUUGGUAUCUAUGAGUCCCCGACACAUUGUGUUGAACGAAUCACAAGAAUUCAUCCAUGUUCGUCAAUGUUAUCUGGAGGAUGACAUGCAAGGGAUAGUUACGAUUAACAGUAAACACAGAGCAGCCUUAACAUUGCAGAAGAGGCCAAGAAGAAAGGGUGAAACUACUAUAUUUGAGAAUCUUCUCAGAAAGCAUUCAAAAACUCUUGAUGAUUCACUGCUGUUUAUUCAGUUCCGGCCAAAUGAUGCCAGCUUUGGUUGGUCGGGACCAGUGUGUGUUGCUUCCCUUGGCCAAUUUUUUCUGAAAUUCAGGCGCUCCUCAGAAUAUCCUGCAAGCAAUUCAGAUUACAUGACAUCACACGAACCCAGCUCAUUUAAAUUCGCAGCUGUUCAUGUGGUAGAAGAAGAUUCUGCCCUUGUCUUGCACUUUCACAGCCCACCCAAUGCAAACCUUCCUUAUAGGAUUGAGAACUGCUUGCAUGAUACUUCUAUAACAUACUAUCAAAAGGGUUCAUUGGAGCCUGAAACUUUAAGAUCUGGAUGCUGUGUAGACUAUGCCUGGGAUGAUCUAUCUCUUCCUCAUAAGCUGGUUGUCCAAAUAGACGAUGUGCAUCUAUUGAAGGAAAUCAGUAUGGAUAAAGUGCGUGCAUGGAAACCCUUUUACAGACCGAAACAACAAAUGAGGAUGGGGAUUCAUUUUCUGCUGGAUAUGAAGCCUGGAGAGAAGAACAGGAACAAUGAUGGUCAAUUGAUCAACACAAGGACAGUGAAGUUGGGUUAUGAAGUAUAUGCAGAAGGCCUUACCCGAGUUCUGAGAAUAUGUGAAUUUUCUGAUGGGCACAAGGGCAAUAAUAUGUUCUACUCCAGCUCAAAGAUGCGACUCAGAAUCUCUCAUUUUGCAUUUCAGUUGCUGGAGUAUACCGAUAAGGACAAAGACUUGGAUGAAGCAUUGAGCUACUCACCAAUUAUUGUUACAAGGCUUGAAAAUAUUGAUUUACAUUCGAUGUUCACUGACCAGCAUAAAAUCAAUUGCAUGACUGUGCAGUCAAUCACUGUGGAUCAAAUGCGGGUAGGGGCUCCUUUUGCUGCAGUCCUGCGUAAGCAUCAAUCUCAGUACAAUGACAUGAAUAGUAGUAUGCUCCAAGUGGUUCUUCUUGUACUUCCAUCGAGUUCUGGGGUUACAUAUAUCAAAUAUUUAUCCAUAGUCUUGCAGCCACUUGAUUUAAACCUUGAUGAGGAGACGCUAAUGAGAAUUGUUCCAUUUUGGAGGACGUCGCUUAGUGACCCAAAUGCUCCAAGUCGGCAGUAUUAUUUUGAUCAUUUUGAGAUUCACCCAGUAAAGAUUGUUGCAAGCUUUCUUCCAGAUAACUCGUAUUCCAGCUACACCUCUACCCAGGAGAUGCUGAGAUCCCUGCUUCAUAGUGUUAUAAAGAUACCCACCAUUAAGAAUACGACUGUGGAGCUCAAUGGUAUCCUUGUCACACAUGCUUUGAUAACCUUGCGUGGAUUAUCUAUUAAAUGUGCCCAACAUUACUCAUGGUAUGCCUUGAGGGCAAUAUAUAUUGCAAAGGGAAGCCCUCUGCUUCCACCUGCUUUUACAUCUAUCUUUGAUGACUUUGCAUCCUCCUCUCUUGAUGUAUUCUUCGAUACUUCAAAUGGCCUGGUCAAUCUUCCUGGUCUUACCAUGGGUACAUUCAAACUCAUCAGUAAGUGCAUUGAUAAAAAAGGGUUCUCUGGAACAAAGCGCUACUUUGGUGAUCUAGGGAAAACAUUAAAAGUAGCUGGAUCAAAUAUACUAUUCGCCGCCGUGACAGAAGUAUCAGACUCGGUUUUGAAGGGUGCUGAAACAAGUGGUUUCAAUGGAAUGAUGCGUGGGUUUCGCCAAGGAAUUUUAAAGUUGGCAAUGGAGCCAUCUCUGUUAGGGACUGCUUUUAUGGAAGGUGGGCCAGAUAGGAAAAUUAAGCUUGAUCGAGCUCCUGGGGUUGACGAGUUAUACAUUGAAGGCUACUUGCAAGCUCUGUUGGAUGCUUUAUAUAAUCAAGAAUACCUCAGAGUGAGAGUUACGGACAAUCAGGUCAUUCUGAAGAACCUGCCUCCUAAUAGUUCUCUUAUAAAUGAAAUUGUCGAACGUGUGAAAGGCUUUCUUGUGAGCAAAGGAUUGUUGAAGGGAGAUUCUUCAACAACUUCUCAUUCUUUGCGGCAUAUUCGAGGGGAGAGUGAAUGGAGAAUUGGACCAACUGUGCUCACUCUGUGUGAACACCUUUUUGUGAGCUUUGCAAUUCGUUUUCUGCGAAAGCAAGCUGGAAAAGUCAUUUCCAGGGUAAAUGUGAAAGAGAAGUUGGAAUCUGAUACUGAGAAAGCCAUUGUCCCUAUUUCGACUGUUGUGGAGCAGAAGGUGAAGCUUGUUUGGCAAUGGGGAAUCGGGAAGUUUGUACUGUCAGGUAUUGUGGCUUAUAUUGAUGGACGCCUAUGCCGUUCCAUUCCAAAUCCCAUCGCAAGAAGGGUGGUUAGUGGGUUUUUAUUGAGUUUUCUUGACAAAGAAGAAAAAGAAUAAAACGUGUCUUUUUAUUCUUCUAAGUUCUACUUAUUUCUUUCUGACUGUAAAUUGGUUGUUGAUAAAAAUCAUUCAGGGUUUUUCUGGCAUAACCCCCUUAGCUGUAGUUAUUACUGACACUAGGUUGCUUGGUAAAUCAUUUUGGCAGUGCUCAUUUUCCUUUAUUAAUAGGGAAAGGAAACUUGGUCAUCAUGGUUUGGCCAAGUUGGCCAUUAGCCUCUUGAAUGAGAUCAAUCAAGUGUAAGGACUGCUUUGUGUGGCUAAAUGAAGCUGCAUGCUAAAAUUAUCAACUGCCGCUCUUUUGUAAGGUGGCGUACGUCCUUGCAACUACUUUUGACCCUAUAUAUACAAAGGUGGCUAUUGACGAAAAAAAUAUUUUGUAAGAUUAAAGUGAGAGGAGAUUGACAAAGAGAACAUGUCAGGGUCUGGACUCGCCCAUUGUUUCCUCAGACAGGACAUGUUUAAGCUAUAAACCGUGGCUGAAUUUCAAGCA